This is a messenger RNA of Thamnophis sirtalis, 2464 nucleotides long. NCBI's taxonomy places the organism in Eukaryota, Metazoa, Chordata, Lepidosauria, Squamata, Natricidae. The record is from RefSeq and is a predicted model, not a curated record.
CAGCGGCCUGCAGGCCUGCCUGACGGGCGACACAGAGGGGCGACCGCCGCCAGCUCCUGCCCUGCCAUGGGCUCCCUGCUCAGCCGCCGCAUCGCCGGCGUGGAGGACAUCGACAUCCAGGCCAACUCGGCCUACCGCUACCCGCCCAAGUCCGGCAACUACUUUGCCAGCCACUUUUUCAUGGGCGGCGAGAAGUUCGACAUGCCGCAUCCCGAGGGCUACCUCUUCGGGGAGAACAUGGACCUGAACUUUCUGGGCAACCGGCCCGUCCAGUUUCCUUACGUGACCCCGGCCCCUCAUGAACCAGUAAAGACCCUCCGGAGCCUGGUGAACAUCCGCAAAGACUCCCUGCGCCUGGUCAGGUACAAAGAAGAUGUUGACAGCCCCACAGAGGAGAAUGGGAAGCAGAAGGCUUUAUACAGCCUUGAGUUCACCUUUGAUGCAGAUGCCCGGGUCGCCAUCACCAUCUACUGCCAAGCAACGGAGGAGCUGAUUGGUGGCAUGGCUGUCUACAGCACAAAGAACCCUUCUCUGCAGUCGGAGACGGUGCACUACAAGCGAGGGGUGAACCAGCAGUUCUCCCUGCCCUCCUUCAAGAUCGACUUCUCCAGCUGGAAGGAUGAAGAGCUGAACUUUGAUCUGGACCGGGGCAUUUUUCCAGUGGUCAUCCAAGCCACGGUAGACGAAGGCGAUGUUGUUGUGGAAGUGACUGGCCAUGCGCACAUCCUCCUGGCUGCCUUCGAGAAGCACGUGGAUGGCAGCUUCUCUGUGAAGCCCUUGAAACAGAAGCAGAUUGUGGACCGGGUGAGUUACUUGCUUCAGGAGAUCUACGGCAUCGAGAACAAGAAUAACCAGGAGACCAAGCCCUGUGAUGAUGAAAACAGCGACAACAGCAACGAGUGUGUGGUGUGUCUCUCGGACCUGCGGGACACUCUCAUCCUGCCCUGCAGGCACCUCUGUCUGUGCAACUCCUGCGCCGACACCCUGCGCUACCAGGCCAACAACUGUCCCAUCUGCCGUUUGCCCUUCCGGGCGCUGCUGCAGAUCCGGGCCGUGAGGAAGAAGCCGGGGGCCUUGUCGCCCCUCUCCUUCAGCCCCGUCUUGGCCCAGAGCCUGGAUCGGGAGGAGCAUUCGUGCUCGGACAACAUCCCCCCGGGGUACGAGCCCAUUUCCCUGCUGGAAGCCCUGAACGGCCUGCGCUCCGUCUCACCCUCCAUCCCCUCGGCUCCCCUCUACGACGAGAUCAGCUACUCCGGGGUGCUGGACGGCCUCCCUCCAUCUAGCAGGCCCCUCGUGGCGCUUGACCGAGGAGGUGUGGAGAGCAGCCACCAGAAGAACAAGCGCAGCAAAUCCCCAGACAGUGCCCUCCGGUCCCCCUCCUCACCGAUCCACGAGGAAGAUGAGGAGAAAUUCUCGGAAGACCUGGCCCUGGAGCCGCCUCUUGCUGGGACCGGGCGCAUCCUGGAUGAAGACGGCUCCCCUGAGAGCCUGGCAGCUGAAGAAGCCGAAGCGGUUGCCGCCCUGCCACAAGGUAGCCAGCCUUCUUCCGGGAAGGAUCUUGUCCAGGAGAGCAGCAAAUCCUGCGAGGCCCUCCAGAAAACAGAGAGUGAGCUGCCUGCUGACGUCUACCUGCCAGGGAGGAUGAAACGGGCCCGGCUCUUCCAGCAGCUUUGCAGCACCAAACGGCUCCCCUCUGAGCCCCAGGAGCAUCGGGGCUCCCGCACUGCCCAGCUGCCUCUGUUCUCUCCUCCAGGGUCCUCUGACUUCACCGGCGGCCUCCCGAACCCAGGGAGCAGCAGUUCUGGGCAGCCGUUCCUCUUCCUUCAGCCUCACCUCCGCCUUGAAAGUGGGCCGAACCCACCCUGAGUCCCUGGGCCAAGAACCAAACUCCAAGCGCCUGGGGCCUUUUUCCUCCCCCCCCCCUCCUGCCCUGAAGGGACACAGCUGCAGGCACAAAGCAAGAUGGACGUGUUUUUCCCCCCCUUCCCUGGGCCUGCCUCAGGCCAGCACCCUCCCUCUUUUCUGGAUGUGUGUCUUUGUAUGGACGUGCAUGUCCCCUUUGUGGCCGCGGUCGGGAAGACCCCUUCCCCGUCUGCUGCCAUGGGCCGUCCUCUCCCCAGGGGGGCCCUUUCCAAGCCCCUGCUCUCUCGCUUGGCCGUUCCUGGAUGCAGCUGGCCCUUUGGGACCUCUGAGAGAGCAGCUGCGCUCAAGCGCCUCCCCAUGUCCAGGCGUGCGAGUUAGAGGGCCGUUCUCUCCAUCUCCCUGCCAAACGCAGCCCCUGCCACCUGGUGAUUGUAGCCACGGUUCUGGGACUUUCUCCCCCUCCAGGCCGGCCCUCAUGACUUGUGCAGGAGGCCCCUUGUCCUGCUGCCCUCCCCACCUGCAAGUCUCUUCUAGUGCCUGUCUUCUUUCCACACCUAGGUGGUGUGUUCCUAUAUUUAUAGUAAUAAACCUUUUGGUGUCA